CGCGCCGGUGUCUCCCCACGUGCGUAGUGAACUAAGGGCAUCAUGUUGUAGAGAUGGGGGCUCGCGUGACCCGCGCCUUCAGGAACUUCAACGUGGAACAGCGAGCGGAGCGGGAGAUCAGCAAGAGGAAGCCUUCCAUGGCACCCAAGCACCGUUCCACCCGCGGCCUCCUGCAGGAGCACCUGAGUCAGUAUCCAGAAAUCGAAGAAGAAGUUUCUAGGAAAGAUAACAAGCUGUUGUCAUUACUAAGAGAUGUAUAUGUCGAUUCCAAAGAUCCGGUGCCUUCUUUGCGGGUAAAAGAUGUUGUACAACAGCAAGAACCAAAGGAAUUCAGACUGCCGAUAGGAAAUCACUUUAAUAAGAAUAUCAUGGACAUUCCCAAAGGCAAGAUUACUGUUGUGGAAGCAUUGACCCUUCUCAAUAACCAUAAACUCUCUCCAGAAACAUGGACUGCUGAGAAAAUCGCCCAAGAAUACCAUUUAGAACUGAAGGAUGUAAAUUCUCUUCUCAAAUAUUUUGUUACUUUUGAAGUCAAAGUCUUUCCUCCUGAAGACAGGAAAGCAAUACAAUCAAAAUGAAGAAAAUCACAAAA
This is a messenger RNA of Grammomys surdaster, 592 nucleotides long. It is a transcript of the gene Ndufaf4, whose product is annotated as NADH:ubiquinone oxidoreductase complex assembly factor 4. Bases 54 to 578 code for a protein of 174 amino acids. The transcript has 3 exons. Gene Ontology annotation, biological process: mitochondrial respiratory chain complex I assembly. Lineage: Eukaryota; Metazoa; Chordata; Mammalia; Rodentia; Muridae. Gene Ontology annotation, cellular component: mitochondrion. The record is from RefSeq and is a predicted model, not a curated record.